AAUCGUUGCCUGGAUCUGUGGAAGCUAAUUUGUUAAAAAUUUAUUUCCAAUGGUGUCUGACGAUAGCGCCAAGCAGCAAAUCGUUGCGAGGAGGACAAACUCCUCAAGAUCAGACACUGGCGAGAAGAAUUUCGCCAUGAAAGAGAAAGAGGAAAAUUUAAAAGACAUGGAUGGGGAAGCUCCUUCAAGGCAAUCGACGAAGGACGAGGCGACAUCACCUGAACAACAGCCGGGCUUUUUGUGGAAAGUAUCUGGUGGCGUUUAUAACAAGGCAGCCACAGUAGUCGGAGGUGUUGGUUGGGUUGCAGGGACGGCAUUAUCCACGACGUAUAGCGCUGUAUCAGCCGUUGGGGGAGUUGCACUGACACCAUUCAAGAAAUCACCGAAGGACAAGUCUGAUUGAUACUGUGUAUCGGAACAAGGGGCUUCCUGAGGAAAAUUUCACAUGGCAUAGUGCCAAGAGUUCUAUUUAGAUAUUGUUAUUGACGAAGAUCUUUACAUUCACGGACACUUACAGAAAAUAAGGUAACCUUUUGUCGAGUGAAACGAAAAAUACAUUAAUUUCGAAACUGAGGGACUGAAUUUUCGUGGUAUCUCAGUCCGCACAAAAUUGAUGCUUGCACGCAAAAACUGAAUUACUACUUGUUCGUGUGAUUUUGUAGAAAUAGUGGGUAAUUCCGUAUACUUGAAAUAGUAGAGAAGUGAUGAAACACCAUUAUCUUCAAUUCGAAAUUUGCUUGCUCAGCUGAGUGCCCCGAAUUGGUAAUUGACGCAGUUUUAUAAGUUCGCUUUUUCCUUUCAAAUUUCCAAGUUAGACUUGUUUACACAAUGGUUUCGAACUACUCUCUUUCAGAUAGCUCUAUGUUGUAGCUGAUCAGCGAUAGAUGAAAAUUGUAAAUACAAUACUGUUCCUAUUUCAAUUCCUUUAUUGAGAAAAGAAAACCGAAGAUAUAAACUUAAUAUAUUCUUUAUCCAAUGUGAAGGUUUGAAAUGAAUCUCGCAAUUUCGAUGAAAAUUAAAAUUGUUGUUUAAAAAAGUAAAGAUGCCUCUGAAGUUUACUGUUUAGCUCAAAAUACCAAGUUGCAUUUCAACGUUUGUAUGUCCAGCUCUGAAAAUUUGAGACCAUAUCUAAAGCUAGAACAAUUUUAUUUCUGCAGCCAAGAAGUGUCCACUUGAGUUACAGCUGCUCUGGUUGUAGGAUGGUCUGUUAAUCAGAGUUGGCUUAAAAAAUGUUAGCUUCUAAUAACAACGCUUAUAAAAUGUAAAAUUCA
Messenger RNA from Stylophora pistillata, 1271 nucleotides. RefSeq lists its product as uncharacterized. The record is from RefSeq and is a predicted model, not a curated record. Lineage: Eukaryota; Metazoa; Cnidaria; Anthozoa; Scleractinia; Pocilloporidae.